Molecule: messenger RNA, 1048 nt
Organism: Amorphotheca resinae ATCC 22711
Lineage: Eukaryota; Fungi; Ascomycota; Leotiomycetes; Helotiales; Amorphothecaceae
Exons: 1
Coding region: 446-991 (181 amino acids)
Source: RefSeq, a predicted model, not a curated record
GAAAUGAGUCUCAACUGACUCCCUCCAUAGACACAUGGAAGAUGGCUGCUCCAAGCGCUUCGAUAUAGAAACGGUCGACUUUCGGCCACAGACUUACAGCACCAGCGAUCCCAAUCAGAUGAGGCUCGCCUCGCGACCUCCGAAUGUGCAAUUGAGACAGGCAGCAUACAAUCCAUCAGCUCCGUACCCUCCGCACCCUGGCGGUCCUGUCAACCAAGGCCCACGGGACAACUCUCUCACGUCAGCCGGGGGGCCAUACCUGGAGAGACAGGACUACAUGACAGGAGACGGCAGCCAGAACGCAGUGUGGACGAAUUGAUUUGGCAAGCGGCAAGUGAGGAUGUUCAAUUAAUGAAAAUGCCGGCGGAGUUGUGGAGGCGCCGUCGGCCGCUCUCGCGACAGAUGAGGUGGGGAACGCCCUGAGGGGUAAGCGCGACAGCUUCGAAUGAAGCAAAAUGUACUUGAUAGGAGGAGAGGCAGAGAUUCUUGGCAUUUCGCGCGGUGUUCUCGGCGUCACAUUCUCCGUAUGAUUAUGACUGGGGGUUCAUGGUUUUUUUUUUUUUCUUUUACUUUUUCUCUUCAGGAUAUACCCCUCUUUGGCAAGCAAUGUACGAUGGAGCUCAUGUCGGUAAGGAAUUUUGGCAAUUGGGUCGAGCAGAUCGACAGUUAUGCGAAGCAGGGGCCAAGGGCUGAAGGAGCAGGGGCCAGGGUGGGAGCCUGGGAGCCUUGGACGAGGAGUCGCAGACGCUUGGACGGAAGGGUGCAUUUUCACGAACCAGCCAAUGAGAGGGCGGGGCGAGCUCGAGGGCGGAUUGGGCAUAGCGUGAUCAGCACGUCAGCAGCGCCGGGCCAACAGCCGCCGGGCAUAUUUUGCAUUGUACGUUGUACGUUGUACGUUGUACGUUGUAUUAGAGUGCAAGGUAAUGAGAGAGAAAGCCGAGAAAGGCCAGCCACACAUCGGUCAGUCGUUGCCUCAGGAUCGAGUGAGUGAAGUGCCCCGGUGUGGACGAGCGUCUAUUCGGCGCUACCAUGCGGGUGAGAUGGUGAG